UCCUGCCAGCAGAACAAGGGUAGAAGCCGCUGCCUCCACCUAGCACGACGCCUAAGAGACCCUCGGCACAUUUUGCAUGCCCCAGGAAAUUUCUCCAGCCCGGGUCUCAAUUGAACUGAACUCUUGAUACACCCAGCUCCGAGUCCACCUCUGCCUAACCCCCUAGGGGCUAGUGCUCCGUAUGUUCUGGACCCCAGAACCCUCCGAAAAGAACGAAGCAAGUCCCGUUCCUCAGGGGCAGCUUCCUCUGGCUUUAGCUGAGCAGGCUUUGCAGUAAGUCCCAUUUGCCCCUCUCUGGCCAGUCCGCUCUUUUGGCGCCCCUGGUGUAUCUGCCUGUUUCCCAGCUGUCCCGUUACGCUUCUGCAGGGGUCUUUUAAAAUCAAUUGCAGCUGCAGCAUUCGAGCCCUGAGACUAAGUGGAGAGGGGUUGUCAUGCCUCAAAGCACCUUCCUUCUGUGCACCCUGGGGCUGCUGGCGCUGCUUCGCCCCGGCCGGGCAGAGCCCCUGGCAUGCCCACCGCGCUGCGACGUCUCCAAAUGCCCCAGUCCCAGCUGCCCCGGAGGCUAUGUGCCCGACAGCUGUAACUGCUGCCUGGUGUGCGCCGCAGCCGAGGGCGAUGCGUGCGGCAGAAAGGACGACCCCCCGUGCGGAGACAGCUUGGAGUGUGGCCACCCGGCGGGCAAGCGCUUCGCCAAGGGAGUCUGCCAGUGCAAGCUGACUUACCAAGUGUGCGGCAGCGACGGGCGAACCUACGACAACGUGUGCCGGCUGAAGGCUGCCAGCCGCAAAGCCCUUCAGCAGGGGCUGCCCGCUGUCAUUCAGAUCCAGAAGGGCGCCUGUGAAUCGGGUCACCAACAGUUCACCAGCCCGAGGUACAAGUUUAACUUCAUUGCGGAUGUGGUGGAAAAGAUUGCCCCAGCCGUGGUUCACAUUGAACUUUUUCUGAGGCAUCCUCUCUUCGGUCGAAAUGUGCCCUUGUCCAGUGGAUCUGGAUUCAUCAUUUCGGAAUCUGGCUUAAUUGUGACCAAUGCCCACGUAGUGUCAAGCACCAAUGCCAUUUCGGGACGACAGCAGCUGAAGGUUCAGCUGCAGAGUGGAGACACCUAUGAGGCAACAAUCAAAGACAUUGACAAGAAGUCUGACAUUGCCACAAUCAAGAUCAAUCCCAAGAAAAAACUACCUGUGUUACUGCUGGGUCAUUCGGCAGACCUGAGGCCAGGAGAAUUUGUGGUAGCUAUCGGGAGCCCUUUUGCCUUACAAAACACAGUCACAACAGGAAUUGUCAGCACAGCCCAGCGAGACGGGAAGGAAUUGGGUCUUAAGGACUCUGACAUGGACUAUAUUCAGACAGAUGCCAUCAUCAAUUAUGGAAACUCAGGAGGACCUCUAGUUAAUCUGGAUGGAGAAGUCAUUGGAAUAAACACAUUAAAAGUUGCAGCUGGGAUCUCCUUUGCUAUUCCUUCAGAUCGUAUCACACGCUUCCUUACCGAGUCCUACGACAAGCAAAAUAAAGAUGUAAAAAAGCGCUUCAUUGGCAUACGGAUGCGGACCAUUACACCAGUUUUGGUGGAAGAACUGAAGGAUAACAAUUCUGAUUUUCCUGAUGUCAGCAGUGGGAUUUAUGUACAUGAGGUUGUCCCAAAUUCACCAUCUCAGAGAGGAGGAAUCAAAGAUGGAGACAUCAUUGUUAAGGUAAAUGGCCGUCCCUUGAAGGACUCCAGUGAACUUCAGGAAGCUGUGAUGAAAGAGUCACCCCUACUUCUUGAAGUUCGAAGAGGAAAUGAUGAUUUGCUCUUUAAUAUUGAGCCUGAAGUGGUCAUGUAGAGGAAGGAAUCUCUAUGUGCUAUUGUCAGCUUCUUGGAUUCUGGAAUGUUGGAUACCUCUUCUUCAAAUUAAUCCCGUUUCCUGUUGACUAACGACAAGGUGGCCUAACACAUGUGAGCCUGAGCCAUUUCUGUACAGGGACAACCCAUUCUCAUGUCACAGAAUUAAAACGAUGGACCAAAUUUUGUCUUUAGUGGAGCCCAAAAUACCUUCUAUUGGAGUUGCUCCAAAGAAUAACAACCAAAGGCAAAAUUGGACCCUGUGGUUCUGAAUUUUAGUGCUAGAGUAUUUUAAAAUUAUCUGUAGUAUUAGAAAAAAAAUAGAGAGUCACAAUAUUUUCCUCGUACAGAAGCUUCUGAGUGUCACCCGAGAAAGAACCAGUCUCCAGGAACCCUAUUGCUGGUGAGGAAGCCAUAUUCAAAAGGGAAGAUCCCAUCAGAUUGGUUAAGAUCCAAAUCUCUGUGCUGUAGCAUUAAUCUCUUUGGAUGGAAAGCUGUGCUUUUCAUGUCCUCUUGAAUGUGAAAUCAUAUUUGGAAACAGUUUCUCCACUUUGAGUUCAAUACAAGGCUGUCAGUGGAGAGAUUUGUGGCAGAAUCAUAGACUUGUAGAGCUGAUAGGGACCUUGGAGAUGACCUAGUAUGGUGGCCAAGGCCCAGAGAGGGGAUGACUUGGCCAAAGUCUCACAGCUAGUGGCAAUGUGGGGACCAGAACUUAGGUCACCUGACUCCUAAUUGAAUCCAUUUGCCACCAUGCAGUCUCACCCUUCUCAUGACCCUCAGAAGGAACAAAUGUGGUAAUUGGCUGCAACAGCUGACACCUAGGUCAUGCAGUGCUGGAAGAGAGUAAAUGAUUCUUAUAGAAUUAAUGCCAUAUAUGAAAAAAAAAAAAGAAAAAAACAUGCAGAUGAUGUGAAAAAAUAACAUGCCUUUUUUUUUUUACAUUUUGGGUAUAGAUUAGUUUUACAUUAUAUUGGCAGGCUUUACUGUAAAAUGAAUACUCAGUGUAGCUUGUACUGUAUGUUUCUACUGUAAGAAAAUAUUAAAGUUUACAAGCAAAUUGUUCUUA
Phascolarctos cinereus (koala) is the source of this 2888-nucleotide messenger RNA. RefSeq names its product HtrA serine peptidase 3 (gene HTRA3). Lineage: Eukaryota; Metazoa; Chordata; Mammalia; Diprotodontia; Phascolarctidae. Gene Ontology annotation, molecular function: serine-type endopeptidase activity; protein binding. The record is from RefSeq and is a predicted model, not a curated record. Gene Ontology annotation, biological process: proteolysis. Gene Ontology annotation, cellular component: extracellular region.